This is a messenger RNA of Coccomyxa subellipsoidea C-169, 1253 nucleotides long. RefSeq lists its product as hypothetical. The transcript has 7 exons. The coding region runs from base 216 to 1253 and encodes 345 amino acids. Lineage: Eukaryota; Viridiplantae; Chlorophyta; Trebouxiophyceae; Coccomyxaceae. The record is from RefSeq and is a predicted model, not a curated record.
GGUCGUCAACAUACUCCCCCAGUUACGGCACACUAAAUGCACGGCUUGACACAGAAUUGUAAUCAGGCACUUGCUUAUGAGCGUUUGGCACGGGAAGGAGGCGAGCCUGGUGAAGUCAGUGGAGCACGUCAGGAUAUUGAGCAGCCUGACAUCUUGACCCAGGCAGGCUUGGCACAGAAGCAGAGCAACGAUUGCGCCCUGCACCAGUCAGCAGCAUGGAAGGCCUCGAAAUUGAGCCAGCCAGUAAGUCAGCUGCAGCUAUAUUACCAGCCUGGCCCUCUCCACCCCCAAGAGAGGUGUUCAUGGGCCCAUCCACUCCAAGGGGCAGUGCUGGGUUGCAUGAGGAGGCCCUCCUCGCGAGUUGCAGCAGCAGCGAGGUAGGAAGCAGCAUCAGCGAGGGAGCGACCACGCCGCAGAUCCUGCAUGCCCAACAUGGCAAGGCAGCAUUCUUGGAAGCCAUCGUGCAGACAAAUUCCCCAACCUUCAUCACGUGUUCGCAAUGUGACGGAGAGGAUGUCCUGCGGCUUGAAGCAUCUCCAAGCAGCAGCGCAGCGCCCUGCACAUCCAGCAGAGCUGAGUCAUCAGCGCAAGCUUCAGGCCAGGAUUACCAUGAGGUUCGGCUGGUGCUGAGGGUGCCUCGAAAUUGCCAAGCACAGCCGAGUGCUCUGCCUGUGAAUGCUGCUGGGAAGUCCCCCACGACUGGUCCCCCUGACACAGCCUUGGGGGUGGAUGGCAUCGAGCUCAGGGAGCAAACCCACGAGGAAGCCCUCCUCAACACCAUUGACAAGCUCAAGGCGGAUCUUUCAGAGAAGGAGGUGCAGCGCAAGUACUCUGCUGACGCGGCCAAGAGGAAGGCUCAGGAGUGCGAGAACCUGAUGCGCGUGGUGCGGGAGCUGACGGAGUCGCGCUCCAAGCUGGUGGCGGGCAAGUGCGUGAUGGCGGAGAAGUUUGCCGAGCUGCAGCAGGAGUACAUGAAGGUGCUGCGCAUCGCCGACCUGUCGCGCACCGCCUCGCGCAACAACCUUGCCAAGGCCGACCGCGCCACCAACCUUGCCAAACAGGUGGAGGAUGACCUGGCGCGGCAGAAGCGGCAGCUGAGCGCGCUGAAGGAGCGCAACUGCCGCCUGAAGCUGGAGAAUGCGGAGCUGCGCGACAAGGCCGCCCUGCUGGAGCGCCUGGACCUGCACCAGUACAACACCAAGUCCGCGUGCAUGCUCGAAUUCACCCACUUCAAGAUCAAGGAGACCUACUGA